AUGUCUGAUAUUGAUGAAGAUGUUGGACAUACCGUGGCGCACUUCUUAUACACAGGCGGUUACGAGACAGUCAGUUCGCCUCUUGACGAAGGCACAUCAGAUCUCGCUAGAGAGUACAAGAGGAGCGUUUUAGUUUACCAUGCGUCAAGGACCUGGGGUCUUGCUGAUCUUGAAGCCCUUUCUCAGCAAAAGAUGCUGCUCUUAGAUGAGGAGCUCCCAGUGCUUGAAAUUCUACGGAUAAUGAGGGACAUUUUUUCAACUCUCCCCGCUGGUGAAACUUGGCUUCCAGGUUACAUUCAAGGAAAAUUGCAGCGCUCGUUAAGGCCUAAUGAUCCGGGGCUUGGUUUACAAGAAUUCUACAAUGUUAUCGGCCAAGAUCAUCAGUUCGAUAAUGCGGUGAUGAAAAUGAUUAUCGAGAUACUAUCGAUUCGCAUAUUUUCUAUGAAAGAGCAGCAGGUGAAGACACCGAACGGCAUCAUCUCAAAUGAAACCCUUCUACAAGGGCCUGUCUCCGAAGGGCCUGAGCCUGCCCCCGAAGAGCCCGAGCCUGUCCCCGAAGAAAAUGAGUAUCCCCCCGAAGAGCCCGAGCCUGCCCCCCGAAGAACCUGA
Penicillium waksmanii is the source of this 609-nucleotide messenger RNA. RefSeq lists its product as uncharacterized. NCBI's taxonomy places the organism in Eukaryota, Fungi, Ascomycota, Eurotiomycetes, Eurotiales, Aspergillaceae. The record is from RefSeq and is a predicted model, not a curated record. The transcript is spliced from 2 exons. Bases 1 to 609 code for a protein of 202 amino acids.